Molecule: messenger RNA, 717 nt
Organism: Lingula anatina
Lineage: Eukaryota; Metazoa; Brachiopoda; Lingulata; Lingulida; Lingulidae
Product: dynein light chain 2A-like
Biological process (GO): microtubule-based movement
Cellular component (GO): cytoplasm; cytoplasmic dynein complex
Molecular function (GO): dynein intermediate chain binding
Source: RefSeq, a predicted model, not a curated record
GUGACAUAAACAUGAUGAAGAAGGCCAUCAGUGCCAGAGGUUCAAAUAGCGCGGCCUCUAGUGAGAAAAGCAUGGCUAUUCUCACCAAAGCUGCCAGAAGUCCUGCCGCAGGCAAAGCCACAUUGGCCCCACCGCAGAGGGAGUCAUCUACGUUAUCCACGCCUCUGAAAGGACCGUCUCUCAUGGGGAUCUUGGCUGCCAGACGGUUUACCAACCGUCUACGUGAGACAGUCCGGGAAAAGAGACAACUACGGGAACAGAAUGCAAACCUCCAGCCCACAUACCGCAUGGAACCCAGAAACAAGUUUCAGCCAGGUAAGGUUGAACGGGCAAUCAAAGACGUGGUGGACCAGAGACUGGAGGGAUGCAAAUAUAACCCCAGACUAUGUAAGACUAUGACGCGAGUUCUGAGCGAAGAGGUUAAAGAAAAGGUGAAAGGGUUGAAAUUCGACAGGUACAAAUUGGUGUGUCUUGUGACAAUUGGAGAGAAGAAGAGUCAACAAUUGAUGGUGACAAGCCGAUGCACUUGGGAUACUAACUUCGAUAAUUAUUCAACAUACAACUUUGAAAAUUCGAACUUGUUCUGUACUGUUACUGUUUACGGGAUUUACGCAGAAUAGACCGAACAAAAGAAACAUGAGCUAGAAGCCCCUAUCUCGGAUCAAAUGACGUAAAGUAAAAAACCGGCGAUGGGAAAAAUCGCACAAUUCAAACGUC